This is a messenger RNA of Uncinocarpus reesii 1704, 3816 nucleotides long. RefSeq lists its product as uncharacterized. The transcript is spliced from 3 exons. The coding region runs from base 1 to 3816 and encodes 1271 amino acids. NCBI's taxonomy places the organism in Eukaryota, Fungi, Ascomycota, Eurotiomycetes, Onygenales, Onygenaceae. Gene Ontology annotation, cellular component: membrane. The record is from RefSeq and is a predicted model, not a curated record.
AUGCACUUUUCAUACUAUGCCGUGCUUCUGGUCGGCCUCGCUGCAGUUCAAAGCAGCUCAGCAUUCAUGGAGGGCGAAACCAAGCGCCACGAGAAGGGCCGGUGUGCGAUUAGAGGGCAUUGUGGGAAGAAGUCGUUCUUUGGUGGGCAACUACCUUGUCCCGACAAUGAUCUCGCCCGGGAACCCGAAGAUAAAGUGCGUGACAAACUAGUAUCGCUGUGCGGUGAGAAAUGGAGUCACGGACCGGUGUGCUGUGAGGACGAACAGAUUGAUGCUCUGUCCAAGAACCUCAAACUCGCUCAGGGCAUCAUCGCUUCAUGUCCUGCCUGCAAAGAGAAUUUCUUUAAUAUCUUCUGCACUUUUACCUGCUCACCCGAUCAAUCGCUAUUCAUAAAUGUUACUCAGACAGAGGAGGUUCGAGGGAAAUUACUGGUGACCGAGUUGGACAAUCUGUGGUCUGAGAAGUACCAGAGCGGCUUUUACGACAGCUGCAAGGACGUCAAGAAUGGCGCAUCUGGGGGAAAAGCAAUGGACUUUAUCGGUGGUGGUGCUAAAAAUUAUACGCAAUUCCUAAAAUUCCUGGGCGAUAAGAAGCUGUUGGGCAGUCCGUUCCAAAUCAACUUUAUGACCAAACCGAGAAAUUCGUUUGACGACGGAAUGCGAGCAUUGCCAGAAUCUCCCAAGUCCUGCAACGACUCGGAUAGCGCAUUCCGGUGCUCUUGUAUCGAUUGUCCAGCUGUCUGUCCGCAGUUGCCGGCUUUGGCGACGGAACAUUCCUGUUUCGUUGGCUACCUCCCAUGCUUUUCAUUUGCGGUCAUUUUGAUCUACUCUGUAACCCUUCUACUUCUCGUCUCCGGCGUCUUGGGUCGAGUCGCCUUUCGGAAACACCGUGAAAGAAAGAUUGAAAGGGUACGAUUGUUACAAGAUGCCAGUCCAAGCGACGAAGAAGACGAAGGCGACAUAAUUGAGAAUGCCGGAUCUCUCACCCGCCCCACCAAAUAUUAUCAGCUGAAUUCUACAUUGGAUAAGGCAUUUAGCCGCCUUGGUCGUUUCUGUGCUAGGUUCCCCGCUUCAACCAUCGUUACAAGCGUUAUUAUUAUUGCCGUGUUGAGCUUAGGUUGGCUGCGCUUUUCGGUGGAAAAGGACCCCGUCAAAUUAUGGGUCAGUCCAACAUCAGCAGCCGCGAGAGAAAAGGAAUAUUUCGAUUCCAAUUUUGGGCCGUUUUACCGCGCCGAGCAAGCAUUUUUAGUGAAGGAUGAACCUGGGCCCGUCCUUGAUUACGAGACGUUGAGCUGGUGGUUUGAUGUAGAAAAUAGGGUAAAGCGGAUGAUAUCUUUGAAUAAUGGCCUUUCUUUGGACGACGUCUGCUUCAAACCCACCGGAAAGGCUUGUGUCGUUCAGUCCCUUACAGGUUAUUUUGGAGGAUCAUUCUCCAACGUUGAUCCAAACAACUGGCAAAAGCAAUUGAGACACUGCACAGAGUCACCAGGAGCCCGUGAUUGUCUACCGGAUUUCCAACAACCAUUAAGCCCGCAUAUGAUUUUGGGCGGUUAUGAAGACACGGGAAAUGUUCUGGAUGCAAAAGCUUUGAUAGUGACAUGGGUGGUUAACAACCAUGACCAAGGCUCGAAAGCGGAAGCAAAUGCCAUCGAUUGGGAAAACAGCCUCAAGCAAGUUUUGCAAGUGGUUCAAGAGGAAGCUAUGGAGCGCGGUUUACGCGUUUCUUUCAACACUGAAAUCAGCCUUGAACAAGAGCUGAAUAAAUCUACCAAUACUGAUGCUAGGAUCGUGGUUAUCAGUUAUGUGAUCAUGUUCAUCUACGCCUCACUAGCUUUAAGCUCAACAACCAUAACAUGGAAAUCCCUCUUCAGCAAUCCGGCCAACACACUCGUGCAGUCCAAGUUCAGCGUCGGCGUCAUUGGGAUUCUGAUUGUCCUGAUGUCCGUUUCCGCGUCCGUCGGGUUAUUUGCGGCUGUUGGUGUCAAAGUGACCCUUAUCAUCGCUGAAGUGAUACCAUUCCUCGUCCUCGCCGUUGGUGUCGAUAACAUUUUCCUAAUUGUUCAUGAGUUUGAGAGGGUCAAUGUGAGCCAUCCUGACGAAGAGCUCGAUGAACGGAUUGCCAAAGCGCUGGGACGCAUGGGCCCUAGUAUUCUCUUAUCCGCAACCACGGAAACCGUCGCAUUUGCCAUGGGCGUUUUUGUGGGGAUGCCUGCAGUGAAAAAUUUUGCUGUGUAUGCUGCCGGUGCCGUUUUGAUCAACGCACUGUUGCAAGUCACAAUGUUUAUAUCCCUUUUAGCCCUGAAUCAGAGGCGCGUCGAAAGCCUUCGAGUAGAUUGCUUCCCUUGCCUGACGGUACGCAAGGCAACUGCUGCCGCAAUCCCGGGGAGCCAGCCAUUCGACCAUGGUGAAGAAGGCAUCAUAGAUUGGUUGAUUCGAAGCGUUUACGCACCAAAAUUGUUGGGCAAAAAAGUCAGGCUGCUAGUUUUGUUAGUGUUCUCCGGUAUGUUUGCAGCUGGCCUCGCUCUGCUACCAACGAUGCAACUUGGUUUGGACCAGCGCAUUGCCAUCCCCAGCGAUUCCUACUUGAUACCGUACUUCAACGACUUGUACGAUUAUUUUGGUACCGGCCCUCCUGUCUAUUUCGUAACUAAGGAUGUCAAUGUCACCGCACGGCUUCAUCAACAACAACUGUGUGGUCGCUUUUCGACUUGCGACGAUUUUUCUCUUGGAUUUGUUCUAGAACAGGAGUCCAAAAGGUCGAAUGUUUCAUACAUUUCUGGAUCCGCUGCAAGCUGGAUUGAUGACUUUUUCUACUGGCUGAACCCUCAAAAGGAUUGCUGUGUCGAAGAUGGGAAAAUUUGUUUUGAAGAUAGAGAGCCGGCAUGGAACAUCUCACUCCACGGCAUGCCGGAAGGGUUAGAAUUUUUGAAGUAUGCGGACAAAUGGAUACGGUCUCCCACUACUGCAUCGUGCCCGCUCGGGGGUAAGGCUCCCUAUAGCAAUGCUUUGGUCAUUGACCCCAAACACAUAAUGACCAACGCGAGCCAUUUCCGUACUUCGCAUACGCCACUCCGCAGCCAAGCGGAUUUCAUCAACGCCUACGCUUCCGCUCGUCGGAUUGCCGAUAGCCUUUCUUCUAGACACGAUAUCGAGGUCUUCCCAUAUUCGAAGUUUUACAUUUUCUUCGACCAAUACGCAUCGAUUGUGCGUCUGACUGGUACACUAUUGGGGUCUGCGAUUGCAAUCAUUUUCGUCGUGACAUCUCUUUUACUAGGCUCUAUCACAACCGGGGCGGUUGUGACUUUCACCGUCAUUAUGAUGCUCGUGGACAUCAUGGGUACUAUGGCCGUAGCGGGAGUUUCCUUGAAUGCGGUUUCUCUCGUAAAUUUGAUUAUUUGCGUCGGCAUUGGCAUCGAAUUCUGCGCGCACAUUGCCCGUGCCUUUAUGUUCCCCUCGGCGUCACUUCUUGAAAGGGCCCAGAAUAAGUUUCGGCACCGUACUGCGCGAGCAUGGGCCGCAUUAGUGAAUGUUGGGGGAAGUGUUUUUAGCGGUAUCACCUUGACGAAACUCGUUGGUGUCUGUGUUCUUGCCUUUACAAGAAGCAAGAUUUUUGAAAUAUAUUACUUCCGCGUCUGGUUGGCACUGAUUAUUUUCGCUGCAACCCACGGUUUGAUAUUCCUUCCUGUGGCUCUUAGCUUCUUUGGAGGAGAAGGGUAUAUUGACCCUGAAUCAGACGGCGGCCUUGAAGAGGAUCUAGCUGCUCGUAGAUAUCGCUCCCUGUUGCCCGAUAAUGAUUACGAUUCUGAUGACUAUUGA